Closterium sp. Yama58-4 is the source of this 2250-nucleotide messenger RNA. Lineage: Eukaryota; Viridiplantae; Streptophyta; Zygnematophyceae; Desmidiales; Closteriaceae. The record is from the annotation of a GenBank genome assembly.
AUGGCGCCGACUCGGACCGUCGGAUCGUCGACGCGCAUUCUCCCGCUAAUCAACGCCGGCCACGUGUCCUCCAUCUGGCACGACAUCCUCCUCAUGCCGCCUCCCCCUUCCGCCAACUCCUUCGCCCCGCGCCACCCCGGUCCGCCCUUCCCCGCCUGCACCUUCUCCUUCGUCUGCCGCGCGGCCGCCAAGUCCCCUUCCGCCGCCGAUCGCGGCGGGAGCCAGAAGCUUCGGCGCCGGGACGACCCUCUAUUUUUGCGGGAGAAGCGGGUGAUCGUUUUGGGCCUAGACGGCAGUCGUAUUAAAGUGCAGACCGAUCUCGAGUCGGAGACGUCGUCGCCGUCGCCGUCGCCGUCGCCGUCGCAAUCGUCGUCGUCGUCGUCGUCGGCGUCGUCAUGGGCGUCGUCGUCGGCGUCGUCGCCUGCGGGGCUCCUAGCGGCGUCACCGUGGAAUCUGGGCAUACUUCCGCAGACGUGCGUGCUCGCGUCGCGAUCCAUGUCGAUGUUCUCCCGCUGGGAUGCCGCGAACAACAAUGGUGAUUCUGCCAGUGGCGGUUCGGACGGUCGCAAGGAUGAGCCGUCGCCGCCGCCGGUUAACGCCGAGCGCGCCGCAGAUUCGCUCUUAACGGCGUGCGACAACGUGCCGCUGGAGGCGCUCGAGAUUGGGUCGCAAGCGCGCGACCCUGGCGACGCGUACGAAGUUUUCCCGCUGCUGGCGAUUCCUCUGCGACUGCAGGGAUCUGGGCGAAACAGCAUGCCGAUUUCGUGGAGGAUUGUAACCAUCGCAGCGGACGACGAGUUGGUAACCAGCGAGAAACUGAAACAUUCCCUGGGCGAUCUGUUGGAUCGCGUUCGCGAGUGGGCGACAAAAUCGGAAUCCUUUGGCGAAAUUGCGGCACCAGGUCGCUCCCCCAAUCCCUUCUUCGGCGCUUCUCACUCGCUUGCGGAAGAAGCGGAAGGAGAGGCGGAAGGAAAUCAAUCCGGACUUGAAGACUCCAGAGCUAAAGGCCAGGAGAAGAAAGCACGGGGUGGCGUAAUCGUAGGAGGAACCCUGACACGCAUCUCACGAAUGGACGGUCGAGAUUCGAUGAUCGGACGCGUGGCGCUAGGAGCGGAGAAUCUGGAGGAAGAAUGGGGGAUGUCUGCGAGGGAAUCAGAGGAGGCGGAGCGGGCGGAGCAGGCAGCAAGGCAAGCGAGGGAAGCGGAGCAGGCGGAGCAAGCAAAGGAGGCGGAGCAGACGGUGCUGCAUGCUCACAGCACCCAGAGCGUGGACUUUGCUGCUAUGAUGAAGAAGAACGGUGAGUGGCUUCAGAACCCCGAGUCUGCUGGCCGGCGUGCUGUCUCUGCUGCUAAGGUUGCAGCGGCGGCAGCGGCGGCAGCAGCAGGAUCUGUGAAGUCUCAGGUCGUUACGGGAGUGACGGCGGCAGCAGCAGCGACUUUUGAGACGUCGCAAAAGGCCGCAGAAUCUGUGAAGCUGCAAGUUUCCUCUCUCCUCAGCCAGCGCAAUGGUCCUGUUCUGACUCUCAAGCCAAAUCUUCCUCCUCUAUCCCCUCCUGUCACCAACCCAUCUCGACCUCCUCCCCUCACUCCCUCAUCUCAAUCCCCUCGCCCCACUCCCUCACCUCGACCCCCUCCUAUCACUACCGCGUCUCGAUCCCCGCCUCUCACUCCCUCCUCUCAAUCCCCCCGUCUCGCUUCCUCAUCUCCAACCCCUCCUCUCAGUCCCUCUUCUCGAAAACCCCCUCCUAUCACUACCCCAUCUCGAUCCCCUUCUCACACUCCCUCAUCUCAAACCCCUCCUCUCGCUCCCCUAUCUAGAUCUCCACCUCUCACUCCCUCAUCUCAAUCCCCUCGUCUCUCCUCAUCUCGCCCCCCUCCUAUCACUCCCUCAUCUCGAUCCCCUCCUCACACCCCCUCAUCUCGAUCCCCCGGUCUCACUUUAUCUUCCCGCCCUCCUCCUCUCAGUCCCUCUUCUCGGUCCCCGCCACUUGCUCCCUCGCCCCGAUCCCCUCGUCCCACUCCCCCAUCUCGAUCCCCCCCUCUCAGUCCCCCAUCUCAAUCCCCCCCGUCGCACUUCCUCAUCUCGUCCCCUUCCUCUCACUACUUCGUCUCGGUCCCCUCCUCUAACUCCCUCGUCUCAAUCCCCUCCUCUCACUCCCUCAUCUCUAUCCCCUCCUCUCACUCCCUCUCACUCCUCCACCGCCUCUCCAUCCCCCUCUGCUCCCCGCUCCAGCCUAAAAUCACCUCGUAG